GUUUUUUUAUGCUAUAUUCUCAGAUUAUCAGUGUAAUUUAUAUUUGAGAUUGUCUUGGGUUUUAAUUUCAAUUUUAUUUUAUUUUUGUUGGAUGCUUCUUUCAAUGAAAGAUUUAACUUGCUUUACCUGAUAAUUUUAGGUUACCUUUGCUUAUAAUUUUGAGCUACUUUGGUAAUUAGGUCCUCAAACAUCUACGAAAACACUCAUAAGUUUUUCAUUUUGGUGACUGAUGGAAAUGCAAAAUGAAAUGAAUGAAUAGAAUAAUGAAAAUUGUUCUAAUCAGUUCCACUCUAGCGUUACUUCAAUAAAAUAAAAAUAUUGAAUUUUUUUCCCUUCGUGUGCCUCCAAAUUAACAUUCCUACCUUAAAUCAUAGUCAUGCUUUAAGAAUAUUUAUGCUCCAAAUUAUUUGUUAAAUUCUUUCCAAAAUAGGAUCUUUGCAUAUAUUCAAUUUAUGGGUGUUGUGAUUCUUUACGAUCCCAAUUAUUUAUUAAAUUCUCUCUAAAAUAGAAUCUUUGUGUAUAUUCAAUUUAUCGGUGUUGUGAUUCUUUACGAUGUCUCUGGUGUUGCACUAUAUAUAGAUUAGUAAAGUGAUCAGAGUAUCAAUGAAUCCUCAACAAACAAGAAAUCGUCCUGGCAACGCAACAGAAUUUUACAAAUUGUUUGCGACUUCACUAACGCCGUGUGUGUUGGAUCGUGUGUGUAUCCUGGGAGGAGGUUUUCAAACUACAAAAGUUUCCAUGAUACAAAAAGGGAUGUCGUGAGAUACAUGAAGAAUCUGUUCGACAAAAUUUGAAGGUUCACAUGCUAUUAUUUGUCAGCUUGAUACUUCUUUGACUUUUCAUUAUUUGCAGGACAAGAUCCAUGUUUAGUCCUGAAUCUGGUUCAUAUCUUUAAUUUCUUUUUGUUUCAUUUGGGUAUCACUGCCUGUGACCAAGCUAUAUUUUUUUAACCCCAAUGCAUUUAUAUUUUAUCUAGCAGUACACUAUGGGAGUGGGAUGGAGAGUAAGUUGUUCGGAGGUACUAGGGGGUGGGAUGGUCGAACAUGCGGAUUGAGUGGGUGUGGAGACAAUAAACUUGGAAUGUUGCCGAUAACCAUUCUCUUAUUUCAGGCUUUGGGUACUGGAUUUACACAAUUUGCUCAACCAGUAUUCCAAAGGUGCAUUACCAAAACAUUCCUUCAAGUCACCUGGUUCAACAAUAUUUUGUAUUUUUAUUGCUUCAUCUAAUAUAUUCUUUAUUCAUGUAGCAUACCUCACAUUUUUUGCAAGAAAAGAGGCAUGAAAAUUUAUAUGAAGUCAAUGACUUCAUAGCAUGCCCUUCUAUUUGAUACUACUGGUUUGGGUAAAGAAUAAUACCAAAGAUUACCUCCUUGUGUACAUCGUUGGCUAAAGUAUGUACUUAUAUCAGAUUUAUUGGUCGGUAUUUCUAUGUUCUCUAUACAUGUAAAAAAUAAAGUUGUAUCUUAAUCCCAAUGGGUCAUUUCCAAAUGUCAUUCCAAUUGAAAAUUAGAAAUCCUGUGGUGGCUGCAUUUUAUAUUUCUAUUUCUUCAUUUUAUACAUUAAAUCUCACUUUUGAUCGUUUUACAUUUUGUCACUACUAAUUUCAUCUGUAAUACAAAUGCACAAUAAAACAAAUCUAUUAACUUUGCUCAUGUUGUUUGCCCGGCCAUUUUUACUAGUAUAUACAUAUAGCAAGAAAUUAUACUUGCCACACAUACUAUUCAGUCCAAAAUAUUACACACCAUGAAAGUGUUAGCAAUAACACUAUGGGUUCUCUUGUUUUUUAUUUUGAAAAAUACCAAGUUUGUCAUUUGUGUAGGGAUUUGUAGAGAAAACGAGCAACGAGCAUUGGAGACCUUGAAGAAAGAAAUACACGAUCCAUCGGAUAUUCCAUCUUCUUGGAUUGUCGGAAAAGAUUGUUGUGAAUGGGAAGGGGUCGUGUGCAACAAUCUAUCUCGUCAUGUGAUUGAACUACAUCUAGGUUAUGUAACUCGUCAUGAAGAGAUUGGGCGAGGUAUGUUUUUUGAUAGGCUCGAGUUUACUUAUCCAAGGAUAAAUAGCCUUGAGUGGCUGCCAAGUCUUUCGAGUCUUGAGAACCUACAGAUGGUAAGUGUUGAUCUUAGCAAAGUUAAUGAAUGGCUACAGGUUAUUAACAUGCUUCCUUCUCUUGUUGAUCUUCGUUUAUCCAGUUGUAGUCUUCAUCAUAUAACACCUCUACUUGAUCAUCACAAUUUUUCUUCACUCAAAUUUCUUGAUCUUUCUUUCAAUUACAAAUUAAGCUCUUCUGUUCCGAAAUGGGUUUUCAACCUCCCAAAUCUCAUUUUUCUUGACCUGAGUUACUGUAAUUUUACUAGCCCAUUUCCUGAUGGUCCAGUUAACUUGACUUCUCUCACAACCUUCAAGGCUUCUGGAAACUUUUUCAAUUGUCGUUUACCCAAAUGGUUGUUUGAUUUUAAUAAUCUUGAACAUCUUGAGCUUUCUAGUAAUAUGCUUUCUGGAAAGUUACCAAAUGUAAUUGGAAAGUUAGGGAAAUUAGAAUACCUUGAUCUCUCAUAUAAUCAAUUUGAGGGAGAUAUUCCUAUAAGUGUAACACGUCUUGCAGGAUUAAGAUCAUUUAAUCUUUCCAAAAAUAACCUAACUGGUAGGAUUCCAAAUGACAUUGGUGACAUGAAAGUCUUGAAAACUGUUGAUCUUUCAGAAAAUCAACUUUAUGGUCAAAUCCCACAAAGCUUUUCGAGUUUGCCCACUUUGAGCUACUUGAAUCUAUCUGAUAACAAUUUGUCAGGUAUGAUACCAGUGAGCACUCAACUUCAAAGCUUUGAUUCCACGAGUUUUCAAGGAAACAAACUCUGCGGACUUCCACUCUUGGUGAACUGCAGUUCGGAUGGUAAUAUUCCAAAUAACAAGCAUGAAGAUGAUGAGAGUGACAAAGAUGAAGUAGAUUGGUUUUACAUUUCAAUGGCUAUAGGAUUUGCACUAAGCUUUUGGGGUGUUUGUGGUUCAUUGUUUUUAAGAGGUCAUGGAGACAUGCUUAUUUUCGUUUGUAUGCUUACAUUUCUCAUGUUAGCAAUCAUGUUGUUUCAUUGUAUAUUCAAAUGAAUGUUUCUUAAGAUGUUCAAACAAUGUUGUUUCUUUCAUAGUUCCAAUUUUCUUUUUUCAA
Solanum tuberosum (potato) is the source of this 3160-nucleotide messenger RNA. Its product is annotated as probable inactive leucine-rich repeat receptor-like protein kinase At1g66830. The transcript is spliced from 3 exons. Gene Ontology annotation, molecular function: protein binding. The record is from RefSeq and is a predicted model, not a curated record. Lineage: Eukaryota; Viridiplantae; Streptophyta; Magnoliopsida; Solanales; Solanaceae. Bases 1744 to 3099 code for a protein of 451 amino acids.